Messenger RNA from Effrenium voratum, 2369 nucleotides. Lineage: Eukaryota; Dinophyceae; Suessiales; Symbiodiniaceae. The record is from the annotation of a GenBank genome assembly.
CUCUGAUCCGCGUCCUUCUUAAAGCGUUUCGCGCUCGGAGACCGGGGCCCGGCACCGGUAGCUCGAGCAUUCGGCGGCCGCUGGGCUCCGAACGGCUGGCAGACUGGCAGCCAUGGGCUCCACCGCGACUUGGCGCCACCGGAGGCCUGGCUUACAGCUGCGCUGUGCUUCGGACCUCGAGGCGGAUCUCUCGCGAUGGCUCUUGCAGGGGGAGGUGAGCUCAGCAUCACCAGCGUCAUCAUCCAGAAGCUCGAAACCCAGGGCAGAGCGGCAGCCAGAAGUCUUGGAAGAAAUGCCGGCCUUGAACGACAGAGGAUACCAGGCUGUCCUGGCAGAAGGCAGCUUCAGGCAACUCCGUUGCUUCAUUGAGCGGCUGGUCACCAGCAUGGAUGGGCUGAUUCUAUCGAGAGAUCAGCUCGUGUCCUUUGUUGAAGACUGCUCGCAGAGAAGCGAGCACUUCGAGACGUUGAUGCAGCAGCUGCAGGAUCAACCAUGGGUGAUUUGGUAUGACGAGAGCUUCAGGCUGCAGAUGCAGAAGCUGAGGCGAUAUGCGCCUCGAAGGGGUCAGACUUGGCUGAGGGAAUGGCGCAAGAAACGGCCUCCUUCGACAGACGAGCUCCUGAAGUCCAUUGAGGCCUGGGAGGCCCGCAAAGAAAAGGCGGCGGAGCUUCGGGAUUCGGCGCCACUGACCGCGGCGGGCUACCGGCAGGCGAUGCGGGGGGAGGGCUUCUGCGCCUGGCUGUCGCGGCUCAUCGACAGCAUGGGCGGCAAGGUGCUGCGUUUGGUGCAGCUGAGGGCCUUCGCGCGCUGGCACCUCAAGGAGCUUGCGGGGCUCGAGGAGCUGCGCGGCCUGCUCCUGCGCCAGACCUGGAUCCUGUGGCCGGAGGACAGCGUGGAGCUUCAGCAGAGGAAGGCCCAGGUGGCCUGGCGGCGCCGGGUCCUGCGCCGCGCCUCGUCCUGGUCGGCGUCCUGGGCGCAGAGGGGCGCCACCAGCCCGGAGCUGAUCCGGAGGUUCCUGGCGGCCAAGUACGUGGACCAAGCGGAGCUGCUUCGGGUGCUGGCCUUCGCACGCCGGCGCCUGGUGCUUUCCGGGGAGGUCUUGGCGCUGGCGAUCCGCCGCCUGGGCCGCGUGCGGCUCUGGCAGCCCGCCCUGGCGCUCCUGGCGUCCGCCGGCGGUGGCGACAGUUCCGCCGGCGCCGGCGGCGCUGGGGGGGCGGAAGGCGCCGAAAAAUCGGAGAUGGCCUAUGUGGCUGCGGUGGACGCCUGCCGCAGCAGCGGCAGGUGGUGCCUGGCCAUCGACUGCCUGGUGCGCGCCAAGAGCGAGGGACUGGGAAAGGCGGUGAGCAACGCGGCGGGGGCCGCGCUGCUCCGGUGCCGAGGCGCCGACGCCUGGCCCUCGGUGCUCCAGCUGCUCGCUGGGCUCCUGUCCUCGCGCCUUGGCGCGGACCAGGUCAGCUUCGGCACGGCGCUGGCGGCCUGCGGCGCGUCGCGCCAGUGGCGCGCGGCGCUGCGGCUCGUGGGCCUCAUGCGGAAGGUGCGGCAACUCACGCCGGACUCGGAGUCUGCGCCGCUGUGCUCCGCAGCAGCGGCCUGCAACCGAGCAGGAGCCUGGAGCUGGUCGCUGCAUUUGCUGGAGGUUGCACUUGGGGCCGGGCUUCGGCCCAGCCUUGCGCUGCGGAACUGCCAAAUCACGGCGCAGGGCCGUCGUGGGUGGGAGCCGGCGGUGCUGAUGCUGCAGCUGGCGCGCCUGCAGCCCGACCAGGUUUCCUUCACCAGCGCCUGCAGUGCCUGCGAGCACGCCGUGCCGGCUGCAGAGGAUGCGGCGUGGCGGCUGCUGCGGCAGCUCGCGCGGCAGCGGCUCCGCGCGGACGCACGGUUCUGUGGCACGCUGGCAAGGACUUGCGCCUCGGCCCGAAGCUGGCAGAAGGCGGUGUGGCUGCUUCCAUGGGCUGAGCCCAGCGCGAGGCAGUCCUUGCUGACCUCCAUGGGCCGAUCUGGUCUCUGGCGCGAGGCCCGGCGGCUGCUUGCCCCGCGCCUGCGGAAGGCAGACCUGCUGCCGGCCCUCGCUGCCCUUGGCGGUGGCGGCGGGUUUGGCUCCGCCGCGGUGAAGGAGCUCCUGCGAGAUGCGCAGGCGAAGGGCUGGCGGGUGGACGAGCAGAUGCAGCAGGCGGCCGUGCGGGCCUGCAGGUCUUGGCAGGAGGCAGUCUGGGUGCUGGAUGCGUGCCAGAUGCCUUCCGCGGGGCGCUGGCCGGCCGCGGUGGCGCUUUCCUUCCAAUGGAUGCGGGGGCUGCGCUUGAUGGGUGCCGAUGCAAACGCGAGUCUGGGUCGCGGCUGAAUAGGUUGGCGCAGCUGGAGGCUUUGGAGGACAA